AUGGCGACAACUCUCAUCUUCGGCGGCAGCGGCAAAGUCGCUCGCCACAUAACCCGUCUCCUCUCAAAAGAAGGUCAGACAGUUUACUCCAUCAUCAGAAACCCCGACCAGAAAUCCGACAUCCAAUCCCUCGGCGGCAAACCCAUAGUCCAGAGCAUCGAAGACUCCACAGUCGACGACUUCGUCUCCACCAUCAAGCAAACAAACCCCAGCACUGUAAUCUGGGCAGCAGGCGCAGGCGGUGGAAGCCCUGAGAGGACGAAAGCCGUUGACAACGAGGGAGCCAUCAAAUCCAUGGACGCUACUGCUAAGGCGGGAGUCACGAAGCGAUAUAUCAUCAUCUCCGCUAUUGAUGUCAGGAAUCGUGACAAUAAACCGGAGCCGGAAUGGUACAAUGAUGAAGACCGCGAUAGGAGUAAUAAAGUCUGGGGUGCUAUUGGCCCUUACAUGCACGCCAAAUUCGCCGCCGACCGCUCGCUGGUAACCGAAAACGAUCGCCGCGGGCUCGACUACACCAUUGUUCGCCCCGGCGGCUUAUCACAGGAUCCCGCGAAGGGGACGAUCGCGGCUGGAAAGGUGCAUUUGAACACGACGAUCAGUAGGGAGGAUGUCGCGGCUGCGGUUGUGGAGAUUAUGAAGAAUGAGGGGACGAAGGGGUUGGCGAUUGAUAUGGUGGGUGGAGACACGCCGGUCAGGGAUGCGAUUGCGGAUGUUGUGAAGGGACGGGUUGAUGGGUUUGAGGGGAGGUAUUAG
Molecule: messenger RNA, 753 nt
Organism: Fulvia fulva
Lineage: Eukaryota; Fungi; Ascomycota; Dothideomycetes; Mycosphaerellales; Mycosphaerellaceae
Product: UPF0659 protein
Exons: 3
Coding region: 1-753 (250 amino acids)
Source: RefSeq, a predicted model, not a curated record